Molecule: messenger RNA, 2774 nt
Organism: Spodoptera exigua (beet armyworm)
Lineage: Eukaryota; Metazoa; Arthropoda; Insecta; Lepidoptera; Noctuidae
Source: the annotation of a GenBank genome assembly
UUCAAUACAAAUCAAACAAACUGAUUGAACUGAUUCAUUCAAGUUUAUGUCAAAUAAUAACAAAGUUUAUUGAUUUACGAUUCUUGAAGAUUUUAAACAAAAGUGUGAUUUAUAUGAUUUUGUCACGUAUUUCUUAGCUUUAUGGUAGUCUAAGAGUGGUUAUGGUGUAUGAUUCAGUGCUAAAUAUCUAGAAUAAUAAUUACCGCCUUCGUAGUGUACUUGAGUAUUCCAAGAAAAGUCAAUCAGCAAUAAUCACAAAUGCAGAACAAUCUAGGGAAGAUGAUAACGGAGCAGCUGCGGAAUCCAAACGAGCUGGACAUCAGUCUCCGCAUGGAGUUUGGACCAUUUGAAACAGUACACAAGUGGAAAAGAAUGUCGGAAUGCUACGAGUUUGUAGGCGCUAGGCGCAGCAAACAUACAGCCGUAGCAUAUAAGGACGCCAUUUACGUAUUUGGGGGCGACAAUGGCAAGUCGAUGCUGAAUGAUCUGAUCAGGUUUGAUAUCCGGGAGAAGUCAUGGACUAAGACUGGAUGCAUGGGCAUCCCGCCAGCCCCUAGAUACCAUCAUUCUGCUGUGGUGCAUCGUUCGUCGAUGUUCGUUUUCGGCGGGUACACGGGCGACAUACUGGCGAACUCCAACCUGACCAAUAAGAACGAUCUCUUCGAGUACAAGUUCCAGAGCGCCCAAUGGGUGCAAUGGAAGUUUAGUGGACAGGAGCCGGUGCCCCGGUCGGCGCACGGCGCGGCAGUCUACGACGACAAGCUGUGGAUAUUCGCCGGAUAUGACGGAAACGCACGCCUCAAUGAUAUGUGGACUAUCAACUUGCUAGGUGAGACCAGGCAAUGGGAACGAAUAGAGCAGAAGGGCCAGUGUCCCCCGACGUGUUGCAAUUUCCCAGUGGCGGUGGCGCGCGGCAAAAUGUUCGUGUUUAGUGGACAAAGUGGAGCCAAGAUCACCAAUGCUCUCUUCCAGUUCGAUUUUGAGACGCAUACUUGGAGUCGUGUCUGCACGGAGCACCUGCUGCGCAGCGCGGGCGGAGCCCCGGCGCGCCGCUACGGGCACGUCAUGGUGGCGCACCGCGCGCAUCUAUACGUCUUCGGGGGCGCCGCGGACAACACGCUGCCCAACGACCUGCAUUGCUAUGACUUGGAUACGCAGAUAUGGUCAGUAAUCCAGCCAGCGAAUGACUCCCAGAUCCCUUCAGGCCGACUGUUCCACGCGGGCGCAGUGGUCGGGGACGCGCUCUACAUCUUUGGAGGAACCAUUGAUAACAACGUCAGGAGUGGAGAUCUCUUCCGAUUUCAGCUAUCAAACUACCCUCGGUGCACUCUACACGAUGACUUCGGACGCAUACUGAAGUCUCACCAGUUUUGUGACGUGCAGAUAUUGGUGGGUCCCGACAAGACCCCCAUAUUGGCUCAUCAGGCCAUUUUAGCGGCACGCUCGCAGUAUCUACGCGCUAAGAUCAAGGAAGCUCGCGACGAGCUAACGAAACGUAUCGCGGCAGGAGAAGAAGAAGCGACGGAAGUAUAUUCCUACAAGUCCCCGCCACAGCUGUGCGUGUUGCUGCCUGAAGCCACGCCUGAAGCAUUCCACAUGGUCCUCAACUAUAUCUACACUGAUAGAAUCGACCCCACAGAGAAAGACGAAGACCCAGAGUCUCCAGCAACGGUCCUCCUAGUGAUGGAAGUCCUCCGGCUAGCGUUGAGACUGAGUAUCCCGCGCCUCCGGGGCCUGUGUGCCAGGUUCCUCCGCGCCAACCUGUGCUACGGGAACGUCCUGCAGGCUCUACACGCCGCGCAUCAUGCAUCCUUGUCCUGCAUCAAGGAGUAUUGUCUCAGGUUCGUGGUGAAGGACUAUAACUUCACUCCUAUAGUGAUGUCCAAGGAAUUCGAGGAGAUGGACCAGGGUCUGAUGGUGGAGAUCAUCCGCAGACGACAGCAACCGCAGUCCAAGCAAGCCAACGGAGCUGCACAGCAAGAAUAUGAGGAAGAGAUCAUUGGCACGACCCUGGAGCAGGACAUGUGCGUGCUGCUGGGGGGGGGCGAGGAGCUGGCCGACGUGCGGCUGCGGGUGGGGGGGGCGCAGCGCGCCGCGCACCGCUCCGUGCUGGCCGCGCGGGCUGCAUACUUCGAGGCCAUGUUCCGCUCCUUCUCGCCGCAUGACAACAUCGUCAACAUACAAAUCUGCGACACGGUGCCAUCGGAGGAGGCGUUCGAUUCCCUAUUACGCUACAUUUACUACGGAGACACCAACAUGCCCACUGAGGACUCGCUGUACCUCUUCCAAGCUCCCAUAUACUACGGGUUCACGAACAACCGCCUGCAAGUAUUCUGCAAGCACAACCUGCAGAGCAACGUGUCCCCCGACAACGUUCUCGCCAUCCUGCAGGCCGCCGACCGCAUGCGCGCCGCAGACAUCAAGGAGUACGCCCUCAAGAUGAUCGUACACCAUUUUGGAUUGGUCGCGAGACAGGACGCCAUAAAGAAUUUAGCGCAACCGCUCCUAGUGGACAUAAUAUGGGCGUUGGCUGACGAACCUAACUUCGACUCCCCCCUCCCGGUCCAGCCGAGGUCUCUACCAUCAUCGUCGUCAGCAGACACACUCACCGAUGACCCUGAGUUCUACGGCAGAUUCCGAUGUGGGAAAUCUUAAAUGGUAAUUUAUAUAAUUAAGAUAAAUGAACAUUCUGAUUACUGGUGUGUAGCUAAAGAAACUUUAAAAUAAUAAUAAUAACUUAAUAGUAGCUCAGGUUACUAAUUAAAAAAUAACAG